UUGACAUUUCUUACCAAACUUCGCUUGUAAGCACAACAUGUUGGCGCUAGAGUGAUGAGGUAACGAAGCAAAACAGAAUACUGUAAUUUCUAAAAGCUAGAAAGUUUUCUGGGGCCACAGAGAGGAUGUCUCAGCUGCUAAGACUUCUCUCGGCGGCUGUUUUGCCUCUCUGCCGGGCCAGAGGAGCCCGAGGUCGCACACUGGGUUCAGUUAGCUUCGCGGUUCGGGACUAUAGUUUUUUCAGUCAAAGUCAAGCUAAUUUCUCUUCUCGUCAAAGAACCUGGUUAGCUAAGCGACGCGUCUAUUCUACUGAGCCAAAAGAUGGAAAAGAAGGAACCAGCAGGAGAUGGGGAGGACGACCAGGUGGAGGAAAGAGAGGAGGUGGAGGGAAAGACUGGUGGAAUCGGAUGCAAAAGGGCGACUUCCCCUGGGAUGAGAAGGAUUUCCGCUACAUGAUGCUCACUGUUGCUGGAGUCAGCUCGGUGCUGCUCUACUUCUACUUCCGAGACACGGGCCGAGAGAUCAGCUGGAAGGACUUUGUGCACCGCUACCUGGGCAGAGGCCUGGUGGAGCGGUUGGAGGUGGUUAACAAACAGUUUGUCAGAGUCAUCCUGGUACCGGGAGCGGAUGCUGAGGGGAGUUAUGUGUGGUUCAACAUCGGCAGCGUUGAUACAUUUGAGAGGAAUCUUGAGGCUGCACACAUGGAACUAGCCCUGGAGCCGUCACACCGGACCGCGGUCAUCUACAGCUCUGAGAGUGACGGCUCCUUCUUGAUGAGCAUAAUUCCUACUUUGCUGAUUGGCUUUCUGUUGUUCACACUCCGGCGUGGACCAAUGGGAGGAGGGAUUGGUGGGGGAAGGAGCCCCUUUAGCAUGAGUGACUCAACAGCCAAGAUGAUGAAGGACAACAUAGAUGUCAAGUUCAAGGAUGUGGCUGGCUGUGAGGAAGCUAAGCUGGAGAUCUUGGAGUUUGUGAACUUCCUGAAAAACCCACAGCAGUACCAGGACCUGGGAGCCAAGAUCCCCAAGGGUGCCGUUCUGUCUGGACCUCCUGGCACAGGAAAGACUCUGCUGGCCAAAGCCACAGCAGGAGAGGCCAACGUCCCCUUCAUCACAGUCAAUGGCUCCGAGUUCCUGGAGAUGUUUGUCGGGGUCGGUCCAGCAAGGGUGAGGGACAUGUUUGCCAUGGCGAGGAAAAAUGCACCAUGCAUCCUCUUUAUAGAUGAGAUUGAUGCUGUGGGGAGAAAGAGAGGAGGAGGAAACUUUGGGGGACAGAGUGAACAGGAGAACACGUUAAACCAGCUGCUGGUUGAGAUGGACGGUUUUAACACAUCUACUAAUGUAGUGGUCCUUGCUGGAACCAAUAGGCCGGACAUCCUGGACCCCGCUUUGAUGAGACCAGGACGCUUUGACAGACAGAUUUACAUCGGUCCUCCAGACAUCAAAGGCAGGGCUUCCAUCUUCAAAGUUCACCUGAGACCAAUCAAACUGGAUCCCAGUCUGGAUAAGGAUGCUCUAGCAAGGAAAAUGGCAGCUGCCACACCAGGAUUCACUGGUGCUGACAUUGCCAAUGUGUGCAAUGAAGCAGCAUUGAUAGCUGCCAGGCACCUGAGCCCCGCUGUCAACCCAAAGCACUUUGAGCAGGCAAUCGAUCGCGUCAUCGGAGGCCUGGAGAAGAAGACUCAGGUCCUGCAGCCGACAGAGAAGAAGACAGUAGCAUAUCAUGAAGCCGGCCACGCCAUCGUGGGCUGGUUUCUGCAGCAUGCCGACCCGCUGCUCAAAGUGUCCAUCAUUCCACGGGGGAAGGGUUUGGGUUAUGCUCAGUACCUGCCCAGAGAGCAGUACCUCUACACCAAAGAACAGCUGUUUGACAGAAUGUGCAUGAUGCUGGGAGGGCGUGUGGCCGAGCAGGUCUUCUUUGGACGAAUAACCACAGGAGCUCAGGAUGACUUGAAGAAGGUCACACAGUCGGCCUAUGCGCAGGUGGUGCAGUUUGGGAUGAGUGACAAGGUCGGGCAGGUGUCGUUUGACCUUCCCCGGCAAGGUGAGAUGGUACUGGAGAAGCCUUACAGCGAGGCGACAGCUGAACUCAUUGAUGAGGAGGUCAGAGGACUGGUGGACCGAGCGUAUGACCGCACCCUGCAGCUGAUCACCGACAAGAAGGACCUAGUGGACAAGGUAGGGAAGCGUUUGCUCGAGAAGGAGGUGCUAGACAAAGCAGACAUGGUGGAGCUGCUGGGUCCUCGGCCAUUCAAGGAGAAGUCAACCUACGAGGAGUUUGUAGAGGGGACAGGGAGCUUCGAGGAAGACACAAGCCUUCCAGAUGGCCUCAGGGACUGGAACCAGCAGAGAGGGGAGUCGGAGGAGACAGAUCCAACCCAGGACAGGCAGCAGGCGGUGUAAGAUCUGAGGAAUCUGGAGAAACUCAUCCAGCUGGACAGAAAUACAUGAAGCUGCUGACUCUGAGUUUUGGUGCUUUAUCAGAGGGCUGUGCUGCAGCUAACAGUCAACUAUUUCUCUUCAGAGAGGAAUGAUCUUUACAGAGCCACAAGAUUUCCCGGCUCUAGAGCCUGCAACAUUUAACUACAUUGGGACAGAACAGAGUGAACAUAAUGCUUUCUUUAUUUCUUUUACAAAAUGUCCUUCCUCCUGAUAAUGAGGAAGAAAUACUCGACUCGAGGAAUAUUUAUGUGGCCAAACAAGGCUGAUAUGUUUUUUUUAGAAACGAAUCGGAUGUUUUUUCAUCAACCUGGUACAACUCGUCUCAACGUCCUGCUUCACAACAACACAGCAAUUUUCAUUUGUAUUUUACCUGAGCUUGGACUUAUCAUAAGGAUAUUUAAUGAUAUAAACUGUGCGAUCACAGGUGCCUGUAGAUUUUACAUUCAGGUAGAACAGUCACAUCACAUUCUGCUCAGUAGAUGAAACUUGCUUUAUUCUGUGUUGUCUGUAGUUUCAGUGGUUUUCAAGGUGUAAAGGAACUUUGUUAACUUUGUUUUGGUUAAUAAGGUUAACCAGAACUUAAUCUUGUUGUGGUCAAGUUUAGUCUUUCUAUCUUGAGCAUCUUUAAUGUCAUCUUCAACUUUUAAAUGCGAUUGUGUUAAAGAUGCCUGGAUGCAGUUGGAAAUGCAAAAGUUUCCUCACCUUGUUGCGACACAUUCAACACAUUCAGAGAUGACAUGUUUUUGUAGCAUCUCAGAUACAGUCACAUUCUCACACUAUGGCUGACUUUAACAAGGGUGGGAAUCAGACUUGUGCUUUUGAGUUACUGCAGCUGGAAAAAAUCUCUUGAUCUUGAGGAGUUUAAUUCUGUAGAUUAUUUGUACAGUAAUGCUUGAAAGUUUGAACCACCCAAACAUGGUCAUUGUUUUUCGAAAGAAAAAUCAUGUGAAAUUAUCAUCCAAAUCUCAAAUUGUAAAGCAGACCUUGCAAGAAAGAUACAUAUUUUCAUUAUUUAUUCAACAAAAGUAUUUUAUCUGUCAAAAACAGAUACCUAUUGGCCAUUUGUAAAUGAUUUGUCUUACAGUGGAUGGACGAAGAUGGAAUCUUUUAGAGAUGGUUUCGUAGCUUUCCCCAGACUGAUGAGCUGUCACUACCUUCGUCCUGAUGUCCUCAGAUGUCUCCUUUCCUCUCGGCAUUGUCAAUCUGUUCUUUAUGCAGAUUGACAAUGCUAACCAACAGUGGUUUGGUUAGUUUUCCUCUUGCGUCUCAAAACGUUUCCCAAUGAUGUCUCAUUUGAUUGGUCUGCUCAGAUUACUUGAGCACUCAUGUGUUUCACCUGAGCCUUUUAGCUAAUUGACCUUACCAGUUCAGCUGUGGUUCAAUUACUUUAGUAGAUGCUCUGAUUCCAGGUUUUUGAAACAUGUUUAAAGUGCACUGUCAUGGCAACAGAUCCAACAUCUGGGUCAUUCCUUAGACACUGGGAGUAAAGGACGCGUCCAAACCGUGAAAUUCACAAAAAUUCUUGAUCUAUAAAAAAUGCAAUUACAAAGACGACAAUAAAUCAGUUUUACAA
Molecule: messenger RNA, 4014 nt
Organism: Poeciliopsis prolifica (blackstripe livebearer)
Lineage: Eukaryota; Metazoa; Chordata; Actinopteri; Cyprinodontiformes; Poeciliidae
Product: AFG3-like protein 1
Biological process (GO): mitochondrial protein processing; protein-containing complex assembly
Cellular component (GO): m-AAA complex; membrane
Molecular function (GO): ATP-dependent peptidase activity; ATP binding; zinc ion binding
Source: RefSeq, a predicted model, not a curated record